GCGGGCCGGAGCGCGAGGCCGGCGGCGGGAGAGCGGCCCGGGCGGCCGCGGGAGCCGCGGGAGGAGAUCCUCAGCUCCGGUUCUGAGAUGAUGGGAUUAGGAAGCGGGCGUCGAAGCAUGAAGUCGCCGCCCCUUCUGCUGGCCGCCCUGGUGGCCUGCGUCAUAGUCCUGGGCUUCAACUACUGGAUUGCCAGCUCCCGGAGCGUGGAUCUCCAGACGCGGAUCGUGGAGCUGGAAGGCCGGGUCCGCCGAGCGGCCGCCGAGAGAGGCGCCGUGGAGCUGAAGAAGAACGAGUUCCAGGGCGAGCUGGAGAGGCAGCGGGGACAGCUGGACAGGAUCCAGUCCAGCCACAGCUUCCAGCUGGAGAGCGUCAACAAGAUGUGCCAGGACGAAAAGGCGGUAUUGGUGAAUAAUAUCACCACGGGCGAGAAGCUCAUCCGAGUCCUCCAAGACCAGUUCAAGACCCUGCAGAGGAACUAUGGCCGGCUGCAGCAGGACAUCCUCCAGUUCCAGAAAAACCAGAGCAACCUGGAGCGGAAGUUCUCCUACGACCUGAACCAGUGUAUCAGUCAGAUGAAAGAGGUCAAGGAGCAGUGUGAAGAACGCAUCGAGGAGGCCACCAGGAAAGGGAGCGAAGGCGCGGCUGCCAGAGACCCCCGGGACAAGAAAGAGCCGAGUCCGCAGCUGCAAGCUCUGAGCCAGCCUCAGCCCCGGCCACAGGAAGCUGGCCCGCCGCCGGCAGAGGUGCAGCCGGGGGAAGGAGCGGCACCCCAGCCCUCAGCCCCCAGCCUGCAGGGGGCUUCAGACUUGAAGAGCCCAGGAGGGAAAGAGGACAGCAACGCCGCCCAGGCGGCCAGCGAGGAGGAGCCCCCGAGGGGCAGCCGGGGGCGGCGGCCGGAGCCGGGCCCGACCCCGCGGGCGCCCGUGGACCCUGAGGAGCGGGACCAGCUCGUCGUCGUCCACGACGGGCAGGACGAGGGGCCGGAUGAGGAGCCGGGCGCCGCCGACGCAGGGCAAGGCCAGCCAAAGGCGGGAGGGGACGACUACCGCGAAGACGAGAACGAAGCGGAGUCGGAGACGGACAAGCAGGCCGCCCUGGCUGGGGGUGACCAGGGCCCCGGCGGCGUUCAUGCUGAAGAUCAGAAAAGAGACGGCAUGAACUCACGGGAGCAGCAGGACAAGCAGAACCGUACUCUCUGAGUGGAGCUGGAAUGGGACCCCACAGAGCUCGCUGCAGAACUGUGCUAAGUACAGUGUGCACGAAGGCUGACCCCUGUGUGCGUCACAGGAAGCAGCCACUGCCUUCUAGACAGUUUUGUGGGGGUACUUGGGAAGCGUCCGUAAUAGGAGGUAGAAGUCUGAAAACUGUUCACUAGUAAGCUUUUCGUGAGAAGAGCUACACCAAAAGUAGAACACGAGUUCUCCAUAGUGUGUUCUGGGACAUAACUGUGUAUAAGCGGCAGCCUGGCCGACGCCUGCGUGCGCUCACUCCCAGAGCACCGACUGGAAGCACAAGCAACCUUGGAGACGGGUUCCAACAAGGCCUCCACAAAGCUGACCUAGGCCAGGGUCCUCAGACUACUUUUGCAGUAGCCCUUGUCAUUCUUAAUGAACAUAAUGCUAGUGCCUGGUAAUCUGAACACUUGUGGAUGCUAGUUUGACCUGUGUGGGCAAAGCUAGCCUCAUCUAGUAAGUCCGGUUACCAGGAAUGGGCAAAAUGGGCCACGGCCCAGCUGCCGCCUGCCGUACCUCCUUUAUACUGGAGUUAAAGGGAGCAUCACUGAUGACACAGCAUAUAUAUAUGGUGUCACAAACUGGAAAUGUUUAGACAGGCAGGAUUAAUGGAAUAGCUUGUUACAGUUUACCCAGUUUAUGCUCACAAAACAUUUAAAAGUAAUUCACAGUAGUUAUGGCAUUAAGUUUGGCUAUGGAGGGCCACUAGCCUGUCACCACUGUGCGAUGGCAGAGCCAUAGGACUGGGGAGGCAGGGCCACUGGCCACUUGGUGUCACCUCUUGUUCUCAGAGGACAGUGGGGCCCAGAGGUCCUGGAGCUUCUAGCAGGUGAGCUGCGGUGCCGUCAGCUCGGUGGCCCUGUGGCCACGAAGGCAGGACCGGUUUGCACUCACGUUCCAUCUCCAGCUUGGCUGUUCUCUGUGGUGUCCCUUCCUUGAGUCAGUAGGAUUCUGCAGCAGGGAGGAACUGGCUUUGUAGCAUCUUCUCUAGGUCCUUCCAGCCUCCCCUGGUGUCCUUGUGAAUUCUCUGUUCAUUUCGUGUUGUCAGUGCACAUCCAGUGUCUAGCUUUUAAACCAGCUUUUCACUC
Messenger RNA from Lepus europaeus (European hare), 2321 nucleotides. RefSeq names its product golgi membrane protein 1 (gene GOLM1). The record is from RefSeq and is a predicted model, not a curated record. The transcript is spliced from 10 exons. Gene Ontology annotation, cellular component: Golgi apparatus. NCBI's taxonomy places the organism in Eukaryota, Metazoa, Chordata, Mammalia, Lagomorpha, Leporidae. Bases 88 to 1200 code for a protein of 370 amino acids.